Molecule: messenger RNA, 2501 nt
Organism: Episyrphus balteatus (marmalade hoverfly)
Lineage: Eukaryota; Metazoa; Arthropoda; Insecta; Diptera; Syrphidae
Exons: 2
Coding region: 67-2334 (755 amino acids)
Source: RefSeq, a predicted model, not a curated record
UUUGAGGUAUAAAACUGAAAGUUCUGAUCGCAAACAACACAAAAGUUAUUCUCGAUUAGAAGAGUGAUGAUCAAAAGAACUGUGCUAGCUAUAGCCCUUGUGGUGUCUAGCGGAUUUGUGGACGCUGGCCCGUAUGGCUCUUAUGGUGGUGGUGGAGCUGCGGCAAGUGCAAGUGCAAGCUCUGCAGCAUCAGCAAGCAGCUUUGGCGGUGGAUAUGGAGGUGGCGGUGGAGGAUGUGGUGGUGGCGGUGGAUGUGGUGGAGGAGGCGGUGGCGCUGGAGGUGGUGGAAACCCCUUUCUAAGUGGAGCGGGAGUCUUAUCUCCUGGAUUGAAAAAGGAUUUUAAUAUUGGAGUUGGCGGUAAAGGUGGUUUACUUGGCACAGGCUUACUUGGUGGCGGUGGCGGCGGAGGUGGUGUCUUCCUUGGUGGAGGUGGACUUCAUGGAUCAGGCUUAUUAAAGGGAGGAGGAGGAACUGGAUCGAAUGGUGGCUGCGGUGGACCUGGAAGUGGAUGUGGUGGUGGCGGUGGUGGUGCUGGUGGUGGCGCUGGAGGCGGUGCCGGUGGCGCUGGUGGUGCUGGUGCUGGAGGUGGUAAUGGAGGAUAUGGCGGUCCAGGUGGUCACGGAGGAUUAGGUGGCGGAGCUGGUGGAAAUGGAUUUGGAGGAGAAGCUGGUGGUGCCGGUGCAGGUGGUGCUGGAGGCGGUGCGGGCGGAGCAGGUGGCGCCGGAGCUGGCGGUGGUGCUGGUGGUGCAGGAGGUGCAGCAGGUGGUCAUGGUGGAUAUGGAGGUGGUGCCGGUGGUAACGGUGGCGCCGGUGCUGGUGGUGCAGGAGGAGGUGGAGGUGGUGGUGGCGCUGGAGGUGCUGGUGGAGCUGGUGGCGCUGGUGGAUAUGGCGGACAUGGUGGAUUUGGUGGUGGAGCAGGUGGCGCUGGUGCUGGUGGUAGUGCAGGCGGAGCAGGUGGUGCCGGUGCCGGAGGUGGUGCAGGUGGCUCUGGAGGUGCUGGUCAUGGUGGUUAUGGAGGUGGCGCUGGUGGUGCUGGAGGUGGUCGAGGAGGUUAUGGCGGUGGUGCUGGUGGUGCAGGUGGUGCUGGCGGUGGUGCUGGUGGUGGUGCUGGUGGUGCCGGGCAUGGAGGAUAUGGAGGCGGUGCUGGUGGCGCUGGAGGUGGUCACGGAGGUUAUGGCGGUGGUGCCGGAGCUGGUGGCGCUGGAGGAGGCGCAGGUGGCGCUGGAGGUGGUGCUGGAGGCGGUGCUGGAGGGGGUCACGGAGGUUUCGGUGGUGGUGCUGGCCAUGGUGGAUUUGGAGGUGGAGCAGGUGGCGCUGGUGCCGGUGGAGCUGGUGGUGGUGCUGGGGGCGGAGCUGGCGGAGGUGGUAAAGGUGGUUACGGAGGAAGACCAGGUGGUCAUGGUGGAGCUGGAGGUCCCGGAGGCCCUGGACUCGAUACAUCUGGAAACUUAUUCUUAGCAGGCAAACCAAGUAAAAUCGCCCAAUUGUACACUCCUCCUUCGGCUGGUGGAAGUGCACCCUCAUCUGGAGCAGGUAAUCCAUUUACCGGUGGAUUUGCAGGUGCAAAUGCUGAUGCAUCUGCUUCUGCCCAAGCUAAUGCUAUAAGUGGAGGAGGAUUCCCAAGUGGCAGACCAGGCGGUGGAAAGCAUGGAGGAGGCGGUUUCCCAAGUGGUGGGCCACAUGGUGGAGGAUUUCCAAGCGGGGGACCACAUGGUGGAGGAUUCCCUGGCAGCGGUCCAUCUCCUGGUUGUGGUGGAGGUGGUUGCGGCGGUGGUGGUUCUGGUGGUGGUUGUCGUGGUGGAUCUUGCGGUAAUGGCGGUGGUGGCGGAGGAGGCGGUUGCUCAAGUGGAAAUUGUGGUGGUGGAUCUCCUGGUGGAGGUGGUGGCGGUGGAUCACCAGGAGGCGGAGGCGGAUAUGGAGGCAGACCAGGUGGUGGUAGCGGUGGAGGUGGUGGUGGUGGAUUUGGUGGAGCAUUUAGUAAUGCAAAUGCACAGAGUUCAAGCUUUGCCGGAGGUGCUGGUGGUGGAUUUGGAGGUGGUCCUGGUGGUGGUGGUGGAUAUGGAGGAGGCCCUGGAGGCGGAGGUGGAGGUUACGGAGGCGGUCCAGGACGUGGUGGUGGUGGUUCAGGUGGUGGAUGUGGAGGAGGCGGCGGUUGCGGUGGAGGUGGUAAUGGUGGUGGUGGCCAAAAUGGUGGAGGAGGCUGUGGUGGAGGAGGCUGCGGAGGAGGCGGCGGUGGAGGUGGUCAUGGAGGUGGUGGAGGCGGCUAUGGGGCAUUUGCUGGCGCAUCUGCUUCAGCAUCAGCUUCGGCAAAAAGUGGAAGCUAUGGAAAGUAAAAAUUCAUUUUUUUACUUAAACUUAAAAAUGUAGAAUUUUAAGCAAAUAGUUUUAGUAUUAAGUAUUUAGUUCGACACGAAACUAGUUUUGGCUGUAAAUAAACAAUUCAUUACAAAAUGAAAACGAAUAAAAAAAAAACAUGAAAAACGAACUUAAUUGUUAUAUA